Messenger RNA from Bradysia coprophila, 2424 nucleotides. It is a transcript of the gene Amun, whose product is annotated as protein amun. The record is from RefSeq and is a predicted model, not a curated record. NCBI's taxonomy places the organism in Eukaryota, Metazoa, Arthropoda, Insecta, Diptera, Sciaridae.
CCAAUUGCGUUCGAAGUGUCACAAACCUGGUCAACUCGCAUAUAUAUAAAUUUUUACUUCAAAAAAUGGCUUCCCUUGAAACAACCGCAUCGUUUUUCGCUAAUGGAAAUUCUAAACAGUUCGAUUAUGUGUUGCAAUUGUAUCCUCAAGUGUUAAAAUUAAAGGCCGAAACGCGUACCAAAAAACCGGAGGAAUUAAUCAAAUUGGAUGAUUGGUACCAAAAUGAACUACCCGAACGAAUAAAGCAGCGGGGUAAAGAUGCUCAUAUGCUACACGAAGAACUGGUGCAAGCGAUGAAAUGGAAGCAAUCGCGUGGAAAAUUCUCCAAACAGUUACUGAAUCUGAUCAAAAUUAACACACCUCGUGCUGUCGUCCAAGAAACAAAACGUGCAUUCCGUAAAUUGCCGAAUUUAGAACAAGCUCUAACGGCAUUGACAAAUCUGAAAGGUGUUGGUACCACCAUGGCUUCGGCAUUGUUAACAGCCGCUGCGCCAGACAAUGCACCAUUUAUGGCAGACGAAUGUUUGAUGGCUAUUCCGGAUAUCGAAGGCAUCGAUUACACGACAAAGGUUUAUUUGAACUUUGCUAAUCACGUAAAUUCAGCUGUGACGCGUUUAAAUAUGGAAAAGGACAAUAACAAUUCGUCGUGGUCAGCGCAUCGCGUUGAAUUGGCCGUUUGGACACAUUGCGUAGCUUCAGAGUUACAACCGGAUCUGCUGGAAGGAUUGCCGCCGCGAACCGCAUCAGCUGGCCCAUUGGCAACUAUAACAACAACAACCACCACCACCACGAAUGGUAACUCGGCACCACUUGAACCAUCCGAGCCGUCAGACGAAAGUAAUUCGGAACCACCAACCGCACCGAAUGGAAACAAUGGCAACGGCGUCAGCGACAGUUUAGAUGAGAGCACAAGAUCUGAAGACAGCUUGGAAAAGCCAAUUACUCCAAUCGUAGCCAAUGAUGAGACAAACGAUAGUGAUUCACAGAGCAGUGCAAAGAGAUCGCUGGAUUGCGAAAGUUCAGAAUCACAGACUGAGACUAGUGAGCCGGAUACAAAAAAACUCAAAAUUGACGAAUGAAGUUUAGGCUUCCAUAGAAAACGUGAAAUGAUGUUAAGAGUUUUCAAUAGAAGCAAAAUAAAAAUUCGCAAGUAAACACAAACAAAUAACAAAAAUGAAAAAGAAAUAUAAUGAAAUCAUUCAAAUGAACUUAGACCGAACAUAUGUUGUAUACUAAACAUAUGGUUUUUAGACGAGUAAACAGUUGAAGAAAACAUAAAUUAAAACAAGCACUCUAAGGUUUAAUCCAUUAAAAAAAAAAAGAAGAAAGCAAAAAUGAAAAAUAAUUAUGAUUACAAGUGGUAUAUAUAAUAGAAAUUAAUUGAAUGAUACAACACACAACAAUAAAACAAUUUUAUAUUCAAAGUAAAAAAAAUAAUGAGAAAAAAAAGAGGAAAAGAAAAAAUUACACAAAAAAUUUAUACCCAAAAUCCUAGAUCAUUAAUUACGUAAUUAUAAAUAUUUUUAUUUCUAUCCCGUACCCCACACAGUUCAUCAUUUUCUUAUCAAAAAAAACAUUUUUUUUUCUCUUAAUAUAUUUAUAACGCAUUUUAACUUUUUAUUUAUUAAUUUUAAGCUUAUGUUUGUUUGUCUUUUCUCUUUUGUCUCUUUAUCUGGCAAUUAGUUUAAUUAAUUAAAAGAAGAAAAAAACAUGAAAACACAAGGCGUUACGUUUCUGAAAAAUAAGGAAGAAGAAAUUAUUCAUUAAGGAUCAUAUAAAUAUAUUUAAAUAAAAAAAAACAUAAAAAUAAAAAAACAAAAGAAAAAUUCAACAAAGGAAUGUAAGAUAAAAUGAAAAAAAAAAAGAUUUAAAAAAAUGAAAAACAGAAAAACCAUCUUCUGGCAUAUCAGUCUGUUCCAAGAUCCAUCGAAACGUCAUCCACAGAAGCCAACACAACCUCACUUUGAACAGUUAACGGAGAAAAAAACAAAUGAAAAUUCGUUUAUGUUGCGGUUAGUUUUAAUUCUAUGGAUGACCGGUUAUUUUCGACUCAUCAAAAUUCGUUCGUUGGAACCAUAGAGUUACUUUUGGACAGAUGAUUAUGGUGGCGCUGUCAUUUUCCCCCAUUUCUGGGUGUUUAUGUAAUUUUAUAUGUGCUGAUUACCAUCAACGCCACCGUGUCAUCUCUCAGUGACUAUUUCCAACAUGUAAUUUUAUGGUUCCCAAAGUAGCCACCAUCGCCACCAUGUCAUCUCUCCCACAUAACUCUAUGGAUAGAACAGACUCAUAAAAAUUUUCUCAUCAAAUCGAAAAGAAAGAAAAAACUUUCUUUCGAAAUCGAAACAUUACAUUGUUUCGGACAACACAGAAUAUUAGUGCGUUUUACCGACGGGAGUUAUACAACAAUUUAAUUUAAAGGAAAAA